GAGAGGAGAGAGAAGCAGCCAGCAGGCCGGGCACGGAGCACUGCCACAGCCUCCUCGCCUCCCCACCUCCCAGCCUAGGCGCGCGGUGGCGUCCUCGUGCCCUCGCCGGCGCCCCCGCCCGUCGCCAGCGCAGGCCAGGCAUGAACGCUGAGACUUGCGUCUCUUACUGCGAGUCGCCGGCCGCUGCCAUGGACUCCUACUACAGCCCGGUUUCGCAGAGCCGGGAAGGUUCCUCGCCUUUUAGGGGAUUCCCAGGAGGCGACAAGUUCGGUACAACUUUUUUGUCGGCCGCUGCCAAAGGACAGGGAUUUGGGGACGCCAAAAGCCGGGCCCGCUACGGCGCGGGGCAGCAGGACCUGGCGGCACCGCUGGAGAGCAGCGCCGGGGCGCGGGGCUCCUUUAACAAGUUCCAGCCGCAGCCACCCACCCCGCAGCCGCCGCCUGCUCCGCCCGCGCCCCCAGCGCAUCUUUACUUGCAGCGGGGCGCCUGUAAAACACCCCCGGACGGCAGCCUCAAGCUUCAGGAAGGCAGUGGUGGUCACAACGCGGCCUUGCAGGUCCCAUGCUACGCCAAAGAGAGCAACCUGGGUGAGCCAGAGUUGCCCCCUGACUCUGAACCUGUGGGCAUGGACAACAGCUACCUCAAUGUGAAGGAGACAGGGGCCAAGGGGCCCCAGGACCGGGCUCGUGCUGACAUCCCAAGCCCCCUGGAAAAGACCGACUCUGAGAGCAACAAAGGCAAGAAGCGGCGGAACCGCACCACCUUCACCAGCUACCAGCUGGAGGAGCUGGAGAAAGUCUUCCAGAAGACACACUACCCCGAUGUGUAUGCACGUGAGCAGCUGGCUAUGAGGACGGAUCUCACUGAGGCCCGUGUGCAGGUUUGGUUCCAGAACCGGAGGGCCAAGUGGCGGAAGAGGGAGCGCUUUGGGCAGAUGCAGCAGGUCCGGACCCACUUCUCCACGGCCUACGAGCUGCCCCUCCUCACUCGAGCUGAGAACUAUGCCCAGAUUCAGAACCCAUCCUGGAUUGGCAACAAUGGCGCUGCCUCGCCAGUGCCAGCCUGUGUGGUCCCCUGUGACCCAGUGCCUGCCUGCAUGUCCCCUCAUGCUCACCCUCCUGGCUCUGGGGCCAGCAGUGUCUCCGACUUCUUGAGUGUCUCUGGGGCUGGCAGUCACUUGGGCCAGACACAUAUGGGCAGCCUGUUUGGAGCAACUGGCCUCAGUCCGAGCCUCAACGGCUACGAGAUGAACGGCGAGCCAGACCGCAAGACCUCAAGCAUUGCUGCACUGCGCAUGAAGGCCAAGGAGCACAGCGCAGCCAUAUCUUGGGCCACAUGACAGAGCCCCUCCUGCCAGUCCUGAUGCCGUGCUCCUCCCUGGGGCCUUGGCCACAUCCCUGCCUUCCAGGCCCCGAGCUUCCCACUUGACUCUCCUCUUAGGAACCUGGCCUGGCCCAGGGGCCUGGCCCUCAGCACUUUCAGCCACCCCAAGUCUGAGGCCCUAGGGACUACUGGGAAGGAGGGGGCUGUAGGCCCUUACCCCUCCCUGGCACUGAGGCUGCAACCCCUGCUCCCUGCCAAAGGCAGUGGAGAAAGCCAAGGGGCUCUGUGAGUAGUUUUGCAUCAUAUAAGCUGAGGCCCUGUCUCUCUUUGUGUUCCUUCACCCUUCCAUUUGACUUGAGUUAAAGUUAGGCUCCCCUCCAGACCUAACAGCUUCAACAGUCCAGCCCCAUCUAACCGUCCUUUCUUCUGUGUGGUACCCUGCUCACUGGGUCUAUGGCUGUGUGUCUUAAGGAACAAGCUGCCUUGCAGAGUCAGCUCCUGACCGCCUUUGCAUCCCACCUCCUUUAUCCAAGGCAUCUGAUCAUUCACCCAUCCAAUGGGCCUUGUGACUGUAGCUUGACUGUCCCCUGUGAUGGAUGCACCUGGGGAAAGUGCGGCAAAGCGGAAGGACUCUGUUGCUGUCCGCCCAUAAGGAUGACCGAGCUCCAAGGAGAUAUGGGCCUGCCUUUGAUCCUGAAACUGGUUCUGGUUGACAAUGUCGGGGUGGGGUGCCAGGUGUGAAUGGAGGCAAGGACACAGAUCUGUCACCUCCACCACACGUGACCAUCAGAAGCCAGAGAAGCUCCCAGAAUGAUGACCACAAGGAGGACCCAGUGGGUAAAACCGGGGUAGCACCUGGCAUCUUCUACGGUGGGGAGGUCUCUUGGUCAGCACUGGAGCCUCCCAGGGUCCCUCUGGGAGGAGUUGAGAUAAUUCAUCCUCUCCCUCCUGGUCACUCAUUGGGUCGUGGGUCGUGUUGUGGUCUGGAAGAAUUUAUACCUUGGAAGACAUAAGUUAGAGCGCAGGGCCACGGCUGAGCAGCUCAGGAGCAGAGGACAUGUGACCAGCUUGGCCUUUCUAUGCUCAGACUAACCAUGUCCACCCACCACCCUGCCGCAGCAUCACACCUGCCGGAGUUUCCUACACAGGGUAGGUGGCAAUCGGUGCCCCUCUAGGCUAAAAGGAGAGCUGCUUUCUAAUCACCCUCCACACCUGUUAAGAGAUCCUAUCCUAACUGCCCCAGGGGCCACGGUCUCUGCCUCAACUGGUCUCAGGAAAGGCUCCAAUCCAGGCCCACUCUCUCUGGCAGAAAACCCUCCUGAAACCAGUUCCCUAUCUGAAGGAAGGGGCUCCCUGUCUACCUGGUUUGACCUGGAGCUAGGAAUUAGGAUUUGAAGUGACCCUCGCUGUCACCUGAGCUGGAGCACAGAACCACCCUUGAGGUAGGUCCCUCAAGCAGGUGGCCUUUCCCUGAGGAGACACACUUGCCUUUUCUACCUUCUUCUGCCUUGACUGUUGUCCGUGAGGCCCACUAGGCUCAGGGUUCUGCUCACUGAAUGGCCUCUCUCUCGGGUUGGAAUGAGAACCGAGGACCCCUGCCUUGGAUCUGCCCUAGGUCUCUGUGGGUGAGAGGGAACCACAAACCCUUGUUUGUGUCCUCAUCUGCUCUGGAAGGCAGGCAGAGUAAGCUCUCAGCAGAAUGGAGACUCUGGGUUGGCCCCCUAGUAAGAGCCAGAUCUCUUGAGAAGCAGUAGCCCUGGAAUAGAUCUUAGGAAGGCAAAGAGGGCUUAGGUAUUGAAUUUAGUGUUCCUGGUGACUCGGCUUUGUGUUUCAGAUGUCUGGGGAGCAAGACCUCCAGUUUGGAGUGCACUGAAACAACUCACCCCCUCAGAAUCAACCAGAGAAGGAAGUGCUUAAGGGCUGGAGCAAUUCCCUGGGGUUCUUCAUGGCAGCAGUGAUUGGGGAAGGGCAAGUGGGAAAACGUCCCUACCCUAGGUAAUCAGUACAGAGUGAAGAGCCAGGACAGCGCAGAAAGGAAGGAGAGUGGGUUUUUGGUAGAUUCUUCUGGGAGUGGCAUAUAACUUCCCUAGGUUUUAUUUCUGGCCAGGCUACUAGACCCAAGUCAGGCAAAUUCUAACCCCUAAGCCUCAGAAUGGAAAGGUAUAUAGCAAUAACUGAUUGUUUCCCACACAGUCAAGAACUGACAUGCCUUCCACCAUCUCUCCAGAUGCGGCAAUUUCCACCCAGACUGCUCUGGAGGGCCUUAGUUCCCAGGGCAACUGGAGAUGCUCUGAGCCUCCCUCAUGUCUCACAUCUCCUCAGCAUCCCAAGUCUCCAGAAGAGAAUUGUGGGGUGCUGUGGUACCUAGUGGGCCAUAGGUACGCUCUAAAGUAACAAGGUUUUCAUGGCAACCUAGCUUCCUAAAGAGUCAGAUCUUCCAAAGGUCCAGAUGAAGAGAGAGGAUGCUGCCUGCUGGGUGGUCACUACUGGACAGAGGCCAGCCUUGCCUGGCAUCAACCUGGUGUGUCACAGAGAGUGGCUAUGCCUGCCUCAGCUCAUUUCUCAAGGAGGCCCUUUAACAGCACAAGGGCCAAAGCUCUGCUACAGAAGGCAUGUCUCCAAGAUUUUUUUUAGUUGUUUUAAUUCUUUUGAUUCUGCUCUCACAAUCAUGCCUCCAACUUUGAGAAGCAGGAUGGGUGGGGAUUUAGGCAAGGAGGUAGCAAGAUCCAGGGGUUCCCCAAUACACACUACAGGGCUCAUGGCUGACACAGCUCUGAUGCCUCAUCUCCCUGAUCGGACAGAAAGGAUUCCAUGGAAACCACCAUAUUUCCUUUACAUAGUCAAUUUUCCUCUGGGAUGUCCUUAGGCAGAUCAUCUCUGGAGACUCAAAGGAACCCAAGGUCCCAGGUCAAUGGGAAUGACCCUGACUGUCAGGUACAGAGACAGGCAGACCCAGCAGAGGGAGAAUGCCAGGCAACCUUGCCUUCAGGGUGCUAAUCAAUAACACAUACAAUUUUAAGCCAGGACAAGCUUCUAUUUCUUUCCCUCAGCCCCACUGUGCUGCAAGGAUGCCACAGGGAGGAGUUCCCACCGGACGGUAUUUCCCACCCUUCCCUCUCUUUUCCUUGCCUUUCACUCACACAUAGAGCUAGGCCUGUAUACUACUGAUUUUGGAGGACCGUCUUCAGUGUCUAAUAACCUGUUUGGGUGUGCAGUGGUCAGAAAAAAAAAAAGAGAAAGAGAAAGCAGAGUGAGAGAUGGAACAUGAACCUCAACCAAAAUUCGCUAUUCUUGUAGGCUAUUUUAACCCUGUAUAAAUGCAACUUUUUCUUUAGCUUAAUGGCCUGGGGUGGAACAUUCAAAUAUAUAUAUAUAUAUAUUAAAAUACAUUAAAAUUUCAGAAAAAUGUAAAAAAAGUGAGAUCUGUUCCAUAAAG
Alexandromys fortis (reed vole) is the source of this 4760-nucleotide messenger RNA. RefSeq names its product ALX homeobox 4 (gene Alx4). The transcript has 4 exons. The coding region runs from base 141 to 1340 and encodes 399 amino acids. NCBI's taxonomy places the organism in Eukaryota, Metazoa, Chordata, Mammalia, Rodentia, Cricetidae. Gene Ontology annotation, molecular function: RNA polymerase II transcription regulatory region sequence-specific DNA binding; DNA-binding transcription activator activity, RNA polymerase II-specific. The record is from RefSeq and is a predicted model, not a curated record. Gene Ontology annotation, biological process: regulation of transcription by RNA polymerase II.